AUCGUCGCCUUCGUCACUCGCACCAUCCACUGACUCAAAAGACUGGAAAAUGGCGAAAAAGAAGAACAAGGCGGUUCUCCGGCCUUGGUGCUGGUAUUGUGAGCGCGAGUUCGAGGAUGAGAAAGUUCUAAUGCAACACCAGAAGGCCAAGCACUUCAAAUGUAGUAUGUGCCCACGUCGUCUGAACACAGCCGGUGGCUUGGCCGUGCACAUCCAGCAGGUCCACAAGCUCGAGCCCGACCAGCUUCCCCGAAUUGAGAACGCGCUGCCCGGCCGCGAUGGCUACGAAGUCGAGAUCUUCGGUAUGGAGGGCAUCCCCGCCCCCGACGUCGCUGAUUACAAACGCCGGAAGGAGAUCGAGCUCGGCCUCGCCAUCGGCUCCAUAUCCCAGCCCCCAGCGAAAAAGCCAAAGAUCGAGAACCGGCCGCUGUCCGAGGACGAGCUCAAGGCGCAGCUGGAGGCGCACAAGGCACUCAUGGGCGCCAGCGAAGGCACGUCCGCGCCCCCACCCGCUGACGCGUCCGCCGCCACGGCUGUGUACAACGCCGCCCCGCAGACGUAUGCGACGCCCCCAGUGCCGGCGGCCCCGCCAGUGCCACCGCCAAUGGGCAUGUCGCCGCCGCCUGGCAUGUCCCCUCCUCCUUUCUAUCCAGGCGCCCCUCCACCCGGCUUCCCUGGAGCCCCUCCGUUCAUGGCUCCGCCCCCCGGCGGUCCCGGAUUCCCCCCAGGCCCACCGCCACCAGGUUGGUCCCCGCCGCCCGGCUUCCCGGGGCCGCCGCCUCCCGGUAUGCUCCCCCCAGGUGCGCCGCCCUUCCCAGCAGGUGUUCGCCCGCCGUUCCCCCCUCCCCCAGCUUUUGUCCCGCCUGGUGCUCCCAUGCCCUUCAGCCCGCCGCACCCCGGCGCCGCCUCCCCUCCCCGCAUCCCUGCUCCCACCGCUGUCCUUCCUGGAGCCCCCGGUGUGCUCAAUAUGCCGCCUGGCGGGUCGCCAGCCCCGCCGCCUCCGCCCUCGGCGUCGCCGUUCACACCUGGGAACGCCCAUGCGUCCAAUGCGCCGCCCGCAGAGCUUAAGCUGCCUAACCCAGCCCUUGCACAGACAAACCCUCCGUUUAAGAAGCCGACUGUGCUCAAGUACGCUGAUCCUAACUUCUCACCCGAUGAGAAGCGUGCUGUGCACCCCAAAUAUCGGUACGUGCCGGAUGGGUCGGAGAACGCCGCCGAUGGGAACUCGGUGCCGGAGGAGGCCCGAGGCAAGAAGCGUGCCAGGGCAGAAGACUUCUUGUAACCGUUUCCUUAUCUAUUCCGCGCUCUGAUGGGGUCGUAGGCAGGGGCGUGGAGCGUCGGAGGUGAAGGGUGUAGAGGACAUUCCAGGGAGACUACCAGUCCGUCCCUCUAUCUCUGCUAGCGUUCGCGCGUUCCGCUGCUUAUUUCUCUCACCCCCCAAGCUCUAUGCUACUAUGCCCUUUAUGCGUACGGUACGAGGACUUCUUCUGUCUCUGCUCCUAUUGUAAAUGUACGUACGGUCGGUCUUUUCUUUGUUAUUUACUGCUCGCGAGCAAAGGUCGGUCGUGAAAUGCAUCAUGUCAUAUUGCGUCUCGUUGC
Gloeophyllum trabeum ATCC 11539 is the source of this 1599-nucleotide messenger RNA. RefSeq lists its product as uncharacterized. Bases 50 to 1282 code for a protein of 410 amino acids. Lineage: Eukaryota; Fungi; Basidiomycota; Agaricomycetes; Gloeophyllales; Gloeophyllaceae. Gene Ontology annotation, cellular component: nucleus. The record is from RefSeq and is a predicted model, not a curated record. The transcript is spliced from 6 exons.